AAUCACCAUGGUGGUGGCAUACAACAGAACACAGCAAACUGCGGUGGACCAAUUCCCACUUUUAGCUGCCUCCUAAUGCAGAAAGAAAAAUGUUUUUUUCUUUUCUUCAGUGAAUAGGAAGAGUUUUGACCUUUCGUGAUGGGUGCCAUGUUGUUGCAGAAAGGUUAGCUCGUAGCCGUUAGCUUUCCUUUUGUUUACCGGAUCCUUUAUGGAAUUUCUUCACGUCGUUAGCAGAAAUGCUGAGGAGACGAGGAAUAUCUUCCCUUAACACCGGCUUUAACGGUGGGACUUUAGGUUUGACAGCGAGAAAAUAACCCAGAGGAACCGUUUGACCCGUUUUUUUUUUUUUAAAGAGAAGUUUUUAAAUAAUUAGCGGCGGCGGGGACUGCAGUUGGCAGCCGGGUUUCGGGUUGGGCAGCGGAGAGGGACCGAUACCCCGAGGAGAGCGCUCGGCUGUCUGGCUCCAGUCGUGGCCUGGCUUCGGGCACUCCCAGCUUCGGAGCUCAUUUACCAAGGAUAAACUAAAACAAGGAGAGGACUACAAUUGUGCGUAUCGCAUUUGAACUCAAGUGAAGCAGUUUUAAGGAUAUACAAAAAAAAAAAAAAAAAAACUGUGCUACACGCCGCCUUCCAAGACAAUGGCGUCUUAUGUGGAUAACCGCUUUCGGCAAGCUGUGAUGAUGAAUCCGGCUGAACGGACGCAACAGGACCUGGAGAUCGUCUACUCCUAUCUCCAUGGGAUGGAGGCUCUGUCCAACCUGCGGGAACACCAGCUCAGAAUAAUGUGUGAGACGGUGCGCUACGAGAGACACGAGGCCAAUGAAGUGCUUUACUACCCAGAUGAUGUUGGAAGCUGCUGGUACAUCCUGUUAUCGGGCUCAGUUUUCAUCAAGGAGUCCAUGUUUCUUCCCAGAAGCAGGUAA
This is a messenger RNA of Cyprinodon variegatus (sheepshead minnow), 923 nucleotides long. RefSeq names its product Rap guanine nucleotide exchange factor 2 (gene rapgef2). Bases 639 to 923 code for a protein of 94 amino acids. Gene Ontology annotation, biological process: positive regulation of ERK1 and ERK2 cascade. NCBI's taxonomy places the organism in Eukaryota, Metazoa, Chordata, Actinopteri, Cyprinodontiformes, Cyprinodontidae. The record is from RefSeq and is a predicted model, not a curated record. The transcript has 4 exons.